AUGUCUAUACAGAACCUGCCUCUUGAGCUUGUUAUCCUGGUGUAUCAAAGCCUGAUUAACCUAGAUGACUGUUUGUCUUUUUCUCGUACAUGCAAAUGGCUCCAUGGCGUUCUUCAGUCAUAUCAAAUCGACAUAUUUAAAUCAGUCAUUACCAACGCAAAGCAUCAUGAACACGACAUUGAGCUAUGUCUCCUUCAGGACGUCUUUGAACGUCAUAGCAUGGAGGAAGCCUUUCUCGAACCUGAAAUAACGUAUGAUGAAAUUGGAGAGCCUAGGAUCUCUCAAUUAAACACCGCUCGGGUAUUUGAGAUCGUGAUUCGAUGGCAUGCCAUGAAGGUGCUUUACAAGAUCUAUAUGAAUCCUUCACUCCAUGAAUGUGCCACUGAAGAAGCCAUGCCAGCACUCACAGAUUCGAAUCAAUGCGUGCUCUGCCCUGAGCGCAGUUACAAAGAAUAUCCACGAUUUUACCUUGCUUUGACAUCCCACUGGGUGCUGAUUGAGAAAAUCUGGCUUGCAAAGAUGACACAUUACAAGCGAUCCUCCAGCUGGAACGAACGCUAUGACCAGCUUUGGGACCAAUGGACGGAUAAUCAAGACAGAACACUUCUAGAGAAGAUAGAAGUGAUCGAAGUUGUUGACUUCAUAUGGGGAUAUUUAGGACGCAAUAUCUUCAAAGGAAAAUUCGCCCAAUUAUCAAACUGGAUUCCUGAAGCCGAUCUAGCAGAAUUCACCAGAAGUGAAACUCCUGAGUCUGCAUGGGCUUCUUUCGUUGCUCGGCUCCUUAUACUGAGAACUUGGAACUCUGAGAUGGUAUGGGAAAUUGAUCAGCCAAAUUACCUGCGCCAGUUAGGCUUUCUUGUAGAGCCUCAGAGUGUGGAAGUACUGGAUGACACUAUAACACCAGACACUCAGUUCUCGUUAUAUGAAUUGGAUAAAGAUGUCAUCUACGGCUUGGUUGAUAUGGUUGGCAGUGAAGACUCUUAUGAAUUAUGCCAGAAGCAGUGGUAUGCUUAUAAGGAUACGCAGUGGAAAAACAACAUGCAAGGACAUAUACUUGCUUACGAGCUGACAUCACAGCAGCUUUUCGAACUUAUCAUGUCAGCUGGUAAUGGAUGAAAUCAUGUUACAGUAUCUGGUUCUGUAUGAGAGACAAAAUGGAACAAGAUCAAGACUCAGGGGUUGGUCUGCUCGUGGCGCCAGUAAACAGAUUACAUCAUACCUAACAUACCCGAUAUUUCCUGGAGACGUUCUUUAGUCGAGUCAUUGUUGUGGGAGACAUAAUCGGUUUCCUGAACUUUCACAUAGCAGACCUCUUAGGGUGCCCAAAGGUCC
Messenger RNA from Aspergillus welwitschiae, 1332 nucleotides. RefSeq lists its product as uncharacterized. Lineage: Eukaryota; Fungi; Ascomycota; Eurotiomycetes; Eurotiales; Aspergillaceae. The coding region runs from base 1 to 1116 and encodes 371 amino acids. The record is from RefSeq and is a predicted model, not a curated record. The transcript is spliced from 4 exons.